Messenger RNA from Lampris incognitus (smalleye Pacific opah), 1650 nucleotides. RefSeq names its product PCI domain containing 2 (gene pcid2). The transcript has 15 exons. Gene Ontology annotation, cellular component: transcription export complex 2. Bases 349 to 1557 code for a protein of 402 amino acids. The record is from RefSeq and is a predicted model, not a curated record. Gene Ontology annotation, biological process: post-transcriptional tethering of RNA polymerase II gene DNA at nuclear periphery; poly(A)+ mRNA export from nucleus; transcription elongation by RNA polymerase II. NCBI's taxonomy places the organism in Eukaryota, Metazoa, Chordata, Actinopteri, Lampriformes, Lampridae. Gene Ontology annotation, molecular function: RNA binding; double-stranded DNA binding.
UCGCCUGCGCUUUGAUGAAAUAUAAACGGAACCGGAAGCUCGUGAACCGGAGGACUCUUGGCCGACGUCGGAAAGGGCGCUAUCGAACAUACGCUAAACAACGGGCUAAUUCUGCUUUGUAGUUUGUUUUUAAUCUGUAAACGGUCCCGCGUUAUAGUCACCUGUAACCAGCCAAACAUGCCUGGCAUGCUGUUUUCAAUCACUGAUACGGGUUUGACGUUGCUGCAAAUGGUAAUAUGUUGACGCCGGAUAGCUGAACAGGCUAUCUUUACUGCACUCAAACGAAACGGGUACCUAAACUAGAUGCUCGGUGGUUCACUUACGUAGCUGCCACAGUACCGGGCGGCCAUGGCGCACAUCACCAUAAACCAGUACCUUCAGCAGGUGUAUGAGGCCAUCGACAACCGCGAGGGCUCCUUCUGUGCAGAACUGCUUUCUUUUAAACACCCACAUGUUGCCAACCCGCGUUUACAGCUGGCCAGUCCUGAAGAGAAAUGCCAGCAGGUUCUGGAGCCGCCCUAUGAUGAGAUGGUUGCAGCCCACCUCAGGUGUACCUACGCAGUGGCCAACCAUGACUUCAUAGAGGCGUACAAGUACCAGACCCUUGUAGUCCAAUCAUUCUUGAAGGCUUUCCAGUCUCAUAAAGAAGAGAACUGGGCGCUCCCAAUGAUGUUUGCUGUCACGCUGGACCUCAGGAUAUUUGCCAAUAGUGCUGAACAGCAGCAGCAGAAGAAGAUAAAAAGUCAGCCCGGCCAGCCAGGAGAUAUGCUGGAAAAAGCAGCUGAACAACUGAUGAGCUGCUUCAGAGUGUGUGCCAGUGACAAUCGAGCUGGUAUUGAUGACUCAAAGAAGUGGGGGAUGUUGUUUCUAAUCAAUCAGCUUUUUAAAAUCUACUUCAAGAUUAAUAAGCUCCACCUGUGUAAACCUCUGAUCAGAGCCAUAGACAGCUCCAACCUGAAGAAUGACUACAGCAUGGCCCAGAGAGUCACUUAUAAGUACUACGUUGGACGUAAGGCCAUGUUCGACAGCGACUUCAAACCAGCGGAGGAGUACUUGUCGUUCUCUUUCCAACAUUGUCAUCGUUCCAGCCAGAAGAACAAAAGAAUGAUUCUCAUCUACCUGCUGCCUGUCAAGAUGCUGCUGGGUCACAUGCCAACACACCAGCUCCUCAGGAAGUAUGACCUCAUGCAGUUUGCUGAUGUCACCAAGGGCGUCAGAGAGGGAAACCUUCUCCUACUAAAUGAGGCUUUGGUGAAACAUGAGACCUUUUUCAUCCGCUGUGGAAUCUUCCUCAUCCUAGAGAAACUCAAGAUAAUCACGUACCGCAACCUCUUCAAGAAAGUGUACCAGUUGAUGAAAACUCACCAGCUUCCUCUGGACGCCUUCCUGGUGGCUCUGAAGAUGAUGCAGGUAGAGGACGUGGACUUGGACGAGGUGCAGUGUAUCCUGGCCAACCUGAUCUAUAUGGGUCACAUUAAAGGUUACAUCUCUCACCAACACCAGAAGCUAGUUGUCAGCAAGCAGAACCCUUUCCCCUCGCUUUCCUCUGUCUCCUAGACUUCAUUACCCACAAUCCCAUGCACCUGCAGAGCUUUUUUUUUAACGUGUUUUUGUACUGUAAAAAAGAUGAAUAAAAAGACGAUUUGUACA